This is a messenger RNA of Scheffersomyces amazonensis, 2838 nucleotides long. It is a transcript of the gene RIM8, whose product is annotated as Rim8p. Gene Ontology annotation, biological process: ubiquitin-dependent endocytosis. NCBI's taxonomy places the organism in Eukaryota, Fungi, Ascomycota, Pichiomycetes, Serinales, Debaryomycetaceae. Gene Ontology annotation, cellular component: cytosol; cytoplasm; plasma membrane. The record is from RefSeq and is a predicted model, not a curated record. Gene Ontology annotation, molecular function: protein-macromolecule adaptor activity; ubiquitin protein ligase binding. The transcript has a single exon. Bases 1 to 2838 code for a protein of 945 amino acids.
AUGAGGCGUGCAGUAUCAAAGAUAAUACCUACUGCUAAAUUCCUACAGUCUAAUAGUAAUGGCAAUGGUAAUGGCAAUGGUAAUGGUAAUGGUAAUGGUAAUGGUAAUAGUAAUAGUAAUGGCAAUGGUAAUAGUAAUGGAUCAUCCGACAAUAAUCCGUUUACAUCCUUUUCAUCCAAUCUAAAGAUUGAUUUUAAUUCUGUUGAUGAAUUUUAUAUUCAAUUAGAUCAACCUCAUAAAACUUGGUUACCAGGUGAUGAAGUUCCUGGACAAAUAAUCCUUAUAUCUAAGAAGAAUCUUGUAGAUAUUGUCAUUACAUUAUCAUUAGUUGGAUAUGUUAAAUUAAAUUUAUCACAUUCUAAAUUAAGACCAAUAAAGCAUACAUUAUUUGAUCAUACCAUUAGAAUUUAUGGUGGAAAUACUUCAAGUCCUUCAGACAAUUCGUCUGAUUUUAAUAAUGGUUUAUCAAAAGGUGAACAUGUAUUCCCAUUCAUUGUAAAAUUACCUAAUAAAAGAAUAUUCACUUCAAUAGAUUUCGGUAAGGGAUCUAUAACUUAUGUAUUACGUACUUCAAUUGGUAAUUUAUCUAAUUAUUCCAAUCAAAUCUUAACUCCUCCAUUAACUUCAAUUAGUUCUAAUCCAUCAAUGACAAUGUCUAAUCCAAAUACUCCUAAUUCAUCAUCAAAUACUCCUCCUGAUCAUAAUUCUAAUUCCAGUAAUUCUCCUAAUAAUCUAAUAUCCAAAACAAAGAAUUUGAAAAUCUUGCAUAAUCCAACAUACACUUCAGAAAAGAUCAUUAAUAUCGUAAAUCCCCUCGAUGUAACAUCCUUACCAGCUCCUAAACCAAAACGAUUAAUAUUACGAGAUCCUCGAUCAAUUGGUGCUAAGAAACUAUCACGAACUCAAUCAUCUACAUCUACCAUUAAUACAUUCAGUACGUUUUCUUCCAACAAUUCCGAUUCAAAUGAUGCCAGUAACAAUAUCAAUGUAUCUUCAUCAACCACUUCUCAAUCGACGGUAACUAAUGGUAACAGUACUGGUUUACAGAAUAGCAAUAGCAUUAACAAUAACAAUAAUAGCAUUAACAAUACCAAUAGCAUCAGCAAUAAUAACAAUAAUAGCAACAAUAAUAAUAACAAUAGUAAUUCACCAUCUGGAAUGGCCACUACAAAUACAAUCAAUACACUAAACAGCUUUCAUAAACCUGAUACCAUUAAAGUAUCAUUAGAAGUACCUCAACGUGGAUAUCUUCGAGGAGAAUUGAUACCGAUAAAGUUAUCAAUUAAUCACCUUAAGAAAGUACAAGAUCUUAAUGGAAUCAUAAUAACAUUUGUUAGAGUAUGUCGAUUAGAUAAUGGAGAUGAAGGAUUCUAUGAAUCAUUCCGAAAAGAUCUUCAACAACUGAUAAUCCCUCUCUAUGUGGAUCCAUUAACUUUCCUGUCCGAAAUUAAUACCAGUGUUAGAGUUCCAGCUGAUUCUUUCCCCAGUAUUGUGGGAUGUCCAUUAGUGUCAUUCCAAUAUUUUAUAGAAGUACUAAUUAAUUUAUCAGGUAAAUCACUUUCAUUAGAGAAUGAAGGAGCAGGUACUGAAAGACAUUCACCAGCUGGUGAAGGCAAUGGAGGUGAUAAUAAUGUAGUUAAUAAUAAUUCAUCUAUAUCAAUUUCAGGAUUAAAUGGAACUUCUGGUACAGGAGGAGGUCCUCAUAGUAUUCUUGGGAAUUCUGAUUCAUCAUUCAAAUUUAAUUUUCAUGCUUCAGCUUCUUUAUCAUCUCAACAUCAUAAAGAACGGUCAGGAUUUAUAAAUACUGAUAAGUUUAAACGUCUGAAGAAAUUUCUUCAAUUAACUACUGAAGUUGUUAUUGGAACUCAUCGUCUGACAUCUCUUGAUGAAUCCAAUGUAAUUGAUUCAUUCAAUAGUGUAUCUCGAAGAUCAUCAUCAUCAAUCUCCAAUAGUUCUCCACCUGCCAUGUCUAGUUCAUCACCAUCUCCCAACACUAACUCAUUAUAUCCUCAAAAUAUUAAUAUUCAAUUGGCUCCAUCAACCAGAAGUUCAUCAUCUAUGUUCCCUGGAACUCAAACAAGUACAAGUGCAAGUACAUCUACUUCAGCAUCCACCUUACUUCAACCUCUGACUGGAUCUCAAUCAAACUAUAUCAAUCCAAUUCCUGAAGCAGUAGCCAUCAAUAACUUUCAAUCUCCACCAUAUUUCGAAAAUGAUGCUGAUGCUAAUGCUAAUGCUAAUGCUAAUUUCAAUUUCAAUACUAUACCGAAUUAUAAUGAUUUACCUCAAACUACAGGUGCAUUUGCUAAUCAACAGUUGAGUAUGUCUGAUAAGGAAAGAAUAAGGGCUCAUGAAUCAAGUUUGUUACCAUCAGCUCCUCCAUUAGAAGAGGAAGAAGUUGAAGAAGAUGGUGAUGAUACGAGUCGAGUUGAUACUGAAGGAAAUUCGUCUGUGGGUAUAGCAACCACUCAGACUGGUCAUAGUGAAAGUCAGACUGAAGAGAAUGUUCCAUUCCCCGAACAACAACAAUUCCAAUUCUUUUCAUAUCAGGAUCUGGCAGCCACUUUGACUCGUAGUGAUGAGAGUCUUUUGAAUAAUACAAGAGUUCUGGCUGUAGUUUCUGCCGCCACCGCGGCUCAUGAUACAGGAUCUAUUAAUGAUGAUUUAUAUCAUGAUCCUACGGCCACUAUACCUAAUGAUGAUCAAUACAGUAAUAUAGACUAUGUACCCAAUUAUGAUUCAGUCAAUAAUGAUCGACUCAUUGUGGAGAACAAUAGUAGUAGUAAUAAUAAUAAUAAUAAUCAAAGUCACGUUAGUACCGGUACUAGCGAACCGUAA